Messenger RNA from Plasmodium adleri (nom. inval.), 1023 nucleotides. RefSeq names its product ubiquitin activating enzyme (E1) subunit Aos1, putative. NCBI's taxonomy places the organism in Eukaryota, Apicomplexa, Aconoidasida, Haemosporida, Plasmodiidae. Gene Ontology annotation, cellular component: SUMO activating enzyme complex; cytoplasm. Gene Ontology annotation, molecular function: SUMO activating enzyme activity. Gene Ontology annotation, biological process: protein sumoylation. The coding region runs from base 1 to 1023 and encodes 340 amino acids. The record is from RefSeq and is a predicted model, not a curated record. The transcript has a single exon.
AUGGAGAAAGAAAAAAUAUAUGAUCGUCAGCUAAGAUUAUGGGGAGUAAAAGCGCAGAACAGGAUGAUGAAAUCUAAUGUUUUAGUUGUUGGUUUGAGUGGUAUAAAUAUUGAAUUAUGUAAGAAUUUAAUUUUGAAUGGCAUAAAUAUUACAAUAAUUGAUAAUAAUAUAGUUGAUGAAGAAGAUAUAGAGAAUAUAUUUUUUCUGAACGAAUAUGAUGAUAUGAAUGAAUAUAUGAGUGUAGCAAUAUAUAAAGAAUUAAAAAGUAUUAAUCAAUUAAUUAAUAUAAAAGGAUAUAUUGGACAUAUAGAUUUGGAUAAGAAUAAUAUAAUAAUUGAAAAAGAAUUGAUAUAUAAAGAUAAUGAAAUAAUUAAGGAAAAUAAAAAAGAAGAAGAUUGUUCAUAUAAUAUAUGUGAUUAUAUAACAAAUUAUACUUGUGUAUGUAUUUCAUGUGAAGAUUAUCCUUUAUAUAAAUUAACAAAAAUUAAUGAAAUAUGUCAUGAAAAAAAUAUAGGAUUUUUUGCUAAUAUGUGUCAUGGAAAAUAUGCUUUUUUAUUUUCUGAUUUUGGAAAUCAUAUAAUUGAAGAAUCUUAUUAUAAAAUAAAAAAUGAUGAUAAUAAAAAAAAAUCUAAUGAUAAUAAUAUUCAAGUUCAAUAUUGUACACUAUCUCAUUUUUUAAAAGUACCCUUCUCUAAUUUAGAUAAAAAAACAAAUGAAAUUAUUUAUUAUGUUUUUGCAUUAAUAUUAUAUGAACAAGAUAAAAAUAUUAAUAAACAAAAUAAACAAAUUGAUGAACAAGAUUUCUUAAAUUUUUAUAAUAAAUUAGCAAACAAAACAUAUAUUCAAAAUCCUACUGAAUUAUGUAAAACUUAUAAAAUUAACUUCUCUCCAUCAUGCUCUAUUAUGGGAGGAGUAACUUCUCAAGAAAUUAGAAAAUUCAUAUCAAGACAACAUGAGUCCAUACCUAAUUUUUGCGUUUUUGAUAUGAACCAAAAUAUUGUUUGCACAUCAAUGAUUAAAUGA